Messenger RNA from Mollisia scopiformis, 1651 nucleotides. RefSeq lists its product as uncharacterized. NCBI's taxonomy places the organism in Eukaryota, Fungi, Ascomycota, Leotiomycetes, Helotiales, Mollisiaceae. The coding region runs from base 14 to 1366 and encodes 450 amino acids. The record is from RefSeq and is a predicted model, not a curated record. The transcript has a single exon.
AUCAAAUGCCAAUAUGAGAGGACUGGUCUGGAACACUUCGAGUGCCUAUGCACGUCUUGGCCUACGAAUCCUGUUCAAUCUUCUGUUGCUAUCAUUCGGACUUAUAGGAGACCAAUGUUGCAAGGAAAGAACCGAGCUUCAGAUACUUCUCAAACAGCCUCUCGAUUUGACGCACUACACCGGAUGGCUGCACGGAUCCAAUGCCGCGUGGGCCAUGCACAAGAUGAAGCGGCUACCGGCUGGCUGGUUGGGAGUUGUUAUGAUACUUACUGGUCUGAUGUGGACAGCAGCCGAUCUUGCAGUUAGCGGACUUGUCGUUUCGAUUGAUGUUCGCGAUAGAUGUGCGUUCAAUACUUCUGGGCUGUACGAAGUAAUGUACAAUGAGUCUUUCAGCAACUAUAUCGUACCGUAUACGGUCGGUAACCUCUUCAACUUGGUAACUCGAGCACAAGUAACGAGCCAAGCGAAUGGUGGAUUAGGAGGAAUAUACGAAAAAGUCAAUGGCGACCCUACUUUCCGAGCUGAUCCUGAAGACAUCCUGGGACAGUGGAAUUGCCACGAUGUGGGGGAUGAUCAACAAUAUCCGGCACACGACAACAUCACUACAGUUCUCGAAGAUCUGGGGUCGAAGAACAUCCUGUUUGAUGUACAGCUGGCUUGCUCAGACGACUAUCCGGAUAACACCUACGGUCAUCUAGUCGCGUGGUCUAGCCCUAGACAAGAUUUCCAAAGCACAGACCCAUGGGAUGUACGAGCAUCAAUCGACACGACGGCUAACAACAAAGAGCCGAUCAACAUGAAGAGUUUUUUGUGUUCCAUGAACGCUUCGUCUGUCGAAUGGGUCCUUGGCAGAACGAAUCCUGCUACCACACUCAAGAAUUGGUGCGACCAGCUCAAAGGAUUGAUGUAUGAGAACACUCUGACCGUGCCUCCCGUGGCGAAUCCUGCUGCUGUUCUUGAGUCGACAUUAGAUGCGAUUAUUAUGAUCUCUGGCGCCUCACAGAGUGGACCGAAUAUCACAACGUCACCUAUCAAAGACCCAACACAAGGAUGUCUGAUACCAAAAGCUUCGAUAACAUGGCUAGUUGUUUUGCUCUUGAUCGUAGUGAUUUUGGGGACUGCGGGGAUGCUGGGCUAUUGGUUGUUCUUGUUGAGAUCUGUACGCAAGCUCAGAUCAUGGAGGUUGCCAAGUGAGCGAGGAGAAGUUCCGAACGGUUUGUUGAGCUGGAUGGUACAGGCUGUGAACGAUACUGGGAUGACAGUCAGUUCUGCAGAGCUGAAUAGGUGGUAUUUAGUCCCGAGAGGAGAUGGAAGAUCUGUGCGUAUUGCGAGAGAGGUGAUUCGUUGUUGGCAGAGAGUGAUUUAAAUUCGCAGACGGUGGGACUGAAUUCUGGAUUUGGGACAGCAAGGCUAACACCUCGACGCGGUUGUGUGGUCUUGGGCCGAUGCUCAAGCUAACCUUGAUCUUCAAGUGAGACUUCAGAGCUAGAUUCAAAAUCGUAUUGACUCUGUGUAUUCUUCGUUUUGGGCAACUUUGAGCGGAACAGAUUAUUCAAACAGAGGCGGUCCGCAUGGGUAUAAUAGAUACAAGUUGGCGAGGGGGCAACAGUUUUCCCAUCUUCUCAAUGCUUCAAUCUGGUACAACUAGAGC